Molecule: messenger RNA, 369 nt
Organism: Ambispora leptoticha
Lineage: Eukaryota; Fungi; Glomeromycota; Glomeromycetes; Archaeosporales; Ambisporaceae
Source: the annotation of a GenBank genome assembly
UUAGUUAGUGUAAAGUUGUAUGUUAGUCCCGAUGAAAAAAAUGGAGAAAUAACCGUUAAAUACCAAUCGGGGGAAUAUAAUACCAGAGAGUUUGCCAAUUGUUAUAUUCUGGAGAGGGUUGAAAUUGAAUAUGAGGAAGUCGAAGCAGCCAGUUCAAGCGAGGAAUUAGCCGCCACCUCCUCCCACACUGCCGAACUCAAAGACCCCCUAGUAGUCGCUUUUGAAAAGAGAGAGGCAAAAAUAAGAUUGAAAUUUUUGGAACGAGUUGAUGAAAUUAACAGUAUUCAUAAAAGUGGUGAUAUCGAGGGGCAUGAAGAAGAUCUCUGGAAAGAAGUGGAAAAAUUAAAAGCGGAAAUUGCCGGCAACUGA